This is a messenger RNA of Nicrophorus vespilloides, 1215 nucleotides long. RefSeq lists its product as uncharacterized. Bases 245 to 739 code for a protein of 164 amino acids. The transcript has 3 exons. The record is from RefSeq and is a predicted model, not a curated record. Lineage: Eukaryota; Metazoa; Arthropoda; Insecta; Coleoptera; Silphidae.
GACGCCAUCCGGCGGCAGCUUUGCAAAAUCAACGAGCGUCGUGGGGCGUGGAUGUGUACAGAUAAUUCUAUUGCCGUGCGUCAAAAAAAAAAACAACAAAAACAAUAAAAGAAACAAAAACUCUUUAUAGGAUAGCUUUUUGAUUUCGUUCGAGUUGUUGUAACGUAAAACCGGAUGAAAAGCAGUGUGAUUAUAUUUCAUGGAUUGUCUGUGAGUGUAGCAAGUGCGUUGUUGUGAAACAAAUAUGUACUUGAAGUUAAUCCCGUUGAUGGUCGUCGUUGCGUUAUUGGAUUUCGGAUGCGCGGAGAGCGAGCACCGGACCAAGGCUGCCCUGGAAAAGCACUCGGAUUUGUACUGCUACAAGUGUGAUAACAUUUUACACGGGGAACGAUGCUUGGAUGUGAAGGAGAACGGCAGUUCCAUCCAUGGGAAAUGCUCCAACGAUCAGAGAAUCUGCCAGGUGAAGACCAUAACCAUAUCAAGUAGUACAGAGGACACGACGGGUCAACCUAAAUUGUGGUUGCUCCAAAGGAAUUGCACGAAGACAUGUGAACCGGUUUGUGUGAUCAUCGGGGAAAGGACGAAAUUACGAGCAUGCACCACCUGUUGCGAGACGUCCUUCUGUAAUUUGGGGAACGGCGCCAACGCCCCUAGGAUCGUCGGAGAUCUUAGGAUACUAAUUUUCAUGUUGCUCAUCACGCUGAGAGUGCUCGACGUGACGGACGGCGACAGGUCAUAAACGAAACCUUUCCACUUCAUUCCUCCGAGCAUUUCAAUCCAAAUACACAACCUUCCAUUCAUUUACAGUACAUGAAGAUCUCCUCAAAGCAGAUUAACUAAUGUCUUAAUUAAUGUCUCUUUGACUUAGACUUUAGAAUCAACUUAGCAAUACAAAAAAAAAUUGAAGAUUCAUAUCAUUUUCAAUUUAUUAGCAUUAUAAAUAAUAUGAUAAAAUUACUUUUCACGAUUUAUUUUGGAACUUCAGAUUCUUACCCGUGGUAUGCCUCAAUUACAUCUAAAUUUUAUAGUUAUUUUGUGCCAAUAAUUAUAAAUACAGCAAAUCCUCGCAUAGUGCGAAUAUUUGAUUCCACCAAUAUCUCGUACUGUUUGAAACCGGACUAAUCGAGGACUUUUAAACCUUAAUAAAUUGCGCAAAAGAGAUUUGAAAAAAAUAUUUUGUCAAUAUAAAUUUAGUUUUUUUUUUUAAUUUUCAAA